Molecule: messenger RNA, 1929 nt
Organism: Botrytis byssoidea
Lineage: Eukaryota; Fungi; Ascomycota; Leotiomycetes; Helotiales; Sclerotiniaceae
Exons: 8
Coding region: 1-1929 (642 amino acids)
Biological process (GO): proteolysis
Molecular function (GO): tripeptidyl-peptidase activity; serine-type endopeptidase activity
Source: RefSeq, a predicted model, not a curated record
AUGAGAUUUCUUCUCUCCCUGCUCGUCUUAGUACCUGAACUCGCGGUCUUUGGUACGACCGCUGCUCUUCCAUCAAGCUAUGCGGUCCAUGAAUCGCGAAUCGUGGAUCCCCGGAAUUGGGAAAAGACCAGCAAAGUCAGUUCAAGUCUGCCGAUAAUAGUUCGUAUUGGACUCACCCCGAGCAAUCUCCACAAGGCUGAGGACUCUUUGAUGGAUAUGUCCCACCCCGAUUCUGUCAACUAUGGCAAGUAUUGGACUGCUCAACAGGUCACGGAUACCUUUGCACCAUCUGACGCUACUGUUUCCCAAGUCCUCAACUGGUUGAGGGGAAACGGCAUUAACGAAACUCGUGUCAUCCAGACUGAGAAUAUGGGCUGGCUGGCCUUUGUCGCUUCUGCCAGCGAGCUCGAGAGUCUGGUACAUACGGAGUACUUCUACUACUCGCACAACCAGAAUUCCAAAACAGUUAUUGCUACCGAUAAAUACCAUAUUCCGGAAGCUAUCCAGCAACAUAUCGAUUACAUACAUCCCGGAAUUCGAGUUGCUGCGGGAAGGGGAAAGAUUCAGCGUUUUGGAAAUCCCGGCCAAACUGCUCAAUGGCACCCCAAUGGUGACUUGGCGCACUGUGACCAAGUUAUUACCCCGGACUGUAUCAAGGCUCUCUACCAGAUUCCCGCUGCGCCAUCUGUCGUGAAUGCCAAAAAUGCCCUAGGAAUCUUCGAGGAGGGAUACUACGAUGUGAAAGAAGACCUCAAUCUCUUUUACCAGAACUUCUCUCUGAGUAUUCCUCAAAACACACAACCCAACGUCUCUUUCGUUGACCAGGCAUUGCCUGCUGCAUCUAAUCCCUAUGCAGCGGGUGAAUUUAGUCUCGAUGUGGAGCUUGCCUACCCGAUCGUUUACCCACAGAAGAUUACACUCUUCCCGACUGACGACACUUACUACGUCGAGAACUCUUCCUACGAUAGUGGGUUUUUCAAUACCUUCCUGGAUGCCCUAGAUGGGUCUUACUGCACAUAUUGCGCUUAUGGAGAAUGUGGGGACGAUCCAGACCUAGAUCCCAUAUAUCCGGAUUCCAAUAGCGGUGGCUAUAACGGGACCUUGAUGUGUGGUGCGUACGAGCCGACAAACGUUAUUUCCAUUUCCUAUGGACUCCAGGAGGACGAUCUACCCGUUGCGUACCAGAAGCGCCAAUGCAAUGAAUGGCUCAAACUAGGCUUGCAAGGAAUCACCGUCCUCGUGGCCUCUGGCGAUGCGGGUGUCGGCGGACCAGCAGGCGACGACAGUACCAAUGGUUGCCUUGGAUCCCAAGGAAAGAUAUUUAGCCCUGCUUUCCCCAACACUUGCCCCUGGAUUACCAGUGUCGGUGCUACAAAGGUCUACCCAGGCCAUACAGCGUUUGAGACUGAAAGUGCCGCGAAUGAUCCAUCGACUGGUUUUGCCUCUGGGGGUGGCUUCAGCAAUAUUUACCCCGUUCCCCAGUAUCAAGCGGCAGCCGUUGCGAGAUAUUUCGAAACUACCAACCUGCCAUAUGCUUCUUAUUCUGGUGAAGCAAAUCUAAAUACCACCAGCGGUGCAUACAACAGCAGUGGCCGAGGAUAUCCUGACGUUGCCGCUAAUGGAGACAACAUCGCUGUCUGGGCUAAUGGUAAAUUCGCUUUGGAGGGUGGUACAAGUGGUAGUACACCAAUCUUUGCAUCCAUCGUCAAUCGCCUUGUGGAAGCUCGUAUGGCAAUAGGUAAAGGUCGGCUUGGAUUUAUCGCUCCAGCUUUGUAUGCAACUCCCGGCGUUCUAAAUGACGUUACUAACGGCACCAAUCCUGGCUGUGGCACGGAAGGGUUUUAUACUGCUCGAGGGUGGGAUCCAGUCUCUGGUCUUGGAACACCGAACUUUCCUAAGAUGCUCGCAUACUUCCUGGCUUUAGAUUAA